Messenger RNA from Xyrichtys novacula (pearly razorfish), 23270 nucleotides. NCBI's taxonomy places the organism in Eukaryota, Metazoa, Chordata, Actinopteri, Labriformes, Labridae. The record is from the annotation of a GenBank genome assembly.
GGUUAGUGCUCACUUUUACUGUUUGGUUUGGUUCACCGCUUCAUCUUCCUUCUUUCAGGAGGGGAAUUCACAGUUAUACAUGACAUGUAAAUGAUAUUAAAAGCAGGAGGGUUGAGUAAAGUUAGUGUUUCCCUACCUGACAGUGUUGAUGCAGAGAAAGGGAAAUACAUGGGAUAUUUAUGCUAGAUACGGGAAAACAAAACACCUUUUUCCUAAGUGUUAAUAUACAAUUUGAUUAAUCCCUAUAAAUCAUAUUCUGUUAGUUUGAUUAAACUUAUUUUUUGUCAAAUGGCCACCCACACACACACACACUUUUGUUUAUUGUUUCAAGACAGUUAAGUACAGCACUACAAAUAGUCAACUUGCUUUUAAAAAUAAUGAACAAAGCCACAGCACUCCAACAAAGACACUUAGCUCCCAAGCAUGAAAAUAGUAUGAAAACAAACACGUCAAACAGAUGACUUCCUCCUUGGGGCCAACAUCCCCUCAGAAUCCACAUGCAACCUCUGAGACAUGUAUGUUGAAACACACACGCGCACACACACACACAAACACACUUCCCACCUUCACACACCAGCAGGCGCUUUCAUUGUGCUCUCAUGCACCUCUAUCAUACACUUCCUGUUUGCGCUGUUUGUGAGCCGCAGUGUGUUGUGAGUGAAGUGUAGGCAGAAGCCUGUGAGCGCGGCAGAAAGAUACAACAAACUACCAGCAGCUGGUUUCACUGUUUGUCUCACUGCACUGUGCUGUGCUGCCAUGCCCAGGAUGUGGGUUUAUCUCUCUAACCGUGUUGUGCGUGAUGAAUGAAUGGCAGAGGUGCGUAGUUUGACAGACUUUUAUCUGGACUCUUUGGAAUCUUUGAACUCAGACCCAAGCAUGGAUGCCGGACAAUAAACUACAGGUAAGAAAACAAACCAUUAAUGUAUACUCUUUUGAAAAGGCAUCUGUUUCCUGCUCCGGGGGGCUUGUAUGGAUCAAUGACUUGUCUCUUUUGAUAAUAUGCCAAAGAGUAAAGUCUAGACCUGCUCUGAAUAUAAAGGACUUGGGACAACUUUAGGUGUGGUUGUGAGUUACACAGAAAAUCGAUUAGUUGAUUGAUUGAUGGUAAUAGUCCUACAUGCUAAGAGUUGGAGAGCAAAAUGACUUCACGCCUUACAGUUGCCUUGUAGCAUCUAAAGAAGCACGGGCACAAAAGCUGUCAGCUGUGUACCAUCUGAGAGAAGCCGAUUUUGCCGGUCAUCUCAUGUUGAUUUACUUUAUAAUACUAGACUUUGUAAAAACCUCACGUGCUUUGUUUUCGGUCAAAUAGAUAAGCCAAUGGACAAUGUCAUUGCUGUAAUGAUGGAUAAACUGAUGGAUCAUUUCAUAUAGACAGCUCUUCUUGUCAUUUGAACAAACUCUAACUGCGAGACCAUUUAGAGGACUUCUGCUUUUCAAAGGCUCUGUAUGAUUCAUGCUUUUAAUAAGCGCUGAGGAAGUAGCGAGGCAGAAUCACGUGUUGGGCGCAUGGACGUCUUCUGGCUUUAAAUGUCUGUGGCUAUACUUGUGUCUCUAAAUGGAAACACACAUGUAAGAUAUUGUGGUCUGACAUCUGUGUCAGCACCUUAAACUGCAUGUUAAAGCCAUGUGUAGUCAUGUUACGGGGUAUUCUACACCAGCUGAUGUCUGUCAUGCUGCUAACAUUCAGCUUUAUACCAAGAGGGAUCUUCAUAUGUGGACUUGGUGAAUUUCACUGCAGAGUGACAACCAAGGAUGCUAGGAAAACCAUGUGAGCCAUUCCAGACUCAAAAGUUCAAUCUGACACAAAACAGUCUGUAAGUGGUCUCUGACAACUCCAACUGAUAAAAUCACUGACUGAACUCAACAUCCUCCAUGAACUGACCACCUAUCAGCUAGCGUAUGAUUUCUCUUUAGUGAUACUAUGAUUCAGGUUACAUAGAAAACUGACAGUGAUCUAGAGUUCAUGAACUUCAGUCCAUAUAAUCAGAUCAAAACUGACCUGUGGUUCAACAAUUAAAUGUUGCAGUUGAGUGGAAACGCAGGAUUUACCAAGUCUCAUGUUUAACUUCAAAUCUCUGCAGCUCUGAUGUGACUGAAAGAUUCAAACUGACAAGUGGGUCAAUUUUUCAUCAAGACUUAACUUGAUUCUUAACUAGCAUGACAUUUUUUUUUACCAUCAUGAACAAAAAGCAUUUCAUGUACUGUCUCCUUGUCAAAUAAUGUCAGACUCCGCCAAAGGAAGAGAUCAACACUUCUCAGAAAUUCUCCAAUUACACAAUCACUUUGAGGACAGAAAUCACCUCCUGUUGGGAAACAUAAACUGUCAAAGUUCAUCAUGUUUUGAGCUUGAACACAGAUUGAUGACCUUGAUUGGAGGUGGCAGAUGUUGGCGUCUUUUUUUUUUUAACCGCUCAUAUAAAGAGAAUAUAGGAUGUCACAAUGUGGUGUUUUUCUCACAUUUGGCGGAGUUUGACAGCAAUAUCCCGCUGCAGAGCUUUGUUAUUCACAGCAGGGCUUCCUGUUUGUCUCUUUUUUGCCUUUUGAAUCACUCAAACCUUCGAUUACAUCUCUACUAACACACAUUUUGAGGUCAACACCCCCCUUCUGUAUGUACAUUCGCAUCUCUGCAUGUGCACAACCCACUUGAUUUGACAAAGAUAAAUCUGAUGAUGUGAAGCUGAAAUCACACGAUGAAAAUCUGUAUCUCCAACAUUUUCUGCAUGGUAAAACUCUGCACUCCACAUAGGGAAACUGAGUAGACAAAGACCUAGUCCUGUUUAAGGAAUGGAGUCUAAACUGAUAAAACACCCUCUAUUUUUGCAUUAGCGCUAGUUUCUGCAUCUGUUUAUCUUUGUCAAUUGAGGAAGUAAAGACCAAAGUUUGUAUAAAGAGGCUUUCUGUUGUCUAAGUGACAAACAACACUGUAUUUUCCUCACAGUAGUUACAUGUAGUUGGGUAGGUUUUUGCAAUCUUGUUUGAUUUUAAAAAAACUUUUUUUUUAAGAUGCACAGAAAUCAUCACCAAAUCUAACCCAAAAUAUGCUUGUGUUACAUUAUAUGACAAACAGUCAGAUUUUAUGGUUCUUCUGUAAACAGUAGAUGACCAAAGAGGUGACACGUGAGACUACAGACAAUUGAAUUUCCCUUCAGGGAUCUAUAAACUUCUUCUUCUUCUUCAAACAUAAACAAGAACUCCUGAAACUGCUCUAAAACAGACCACUUCCACAUCAUGAACUCGAUGAAAACAGCUUUCAAAAACCAUUUCAGUCACCCAAUUUUGUCCUGCCGUUGGGCGCUACCAAACUCAACUGUUUCAUACAAUAGCUUGUUUGAUUUGACUCGUGUUUUCUCACCGGUUACAGUUGUUUGAACGAAAGGAAACACUUAGUUACAGUACGGCUUUAGAGUUGGACCGCUGUUGUUUCCUAAAGUCAUAAGAGGCCGGUUCACAUCCAGUAGGUCAGUGGAGAAAAGAGAGGGUGGGGGAUAUAAGAGCUCUGUGGGCCAACAGAGGAAGACUGGAUGUGAAUAUCAGACUCUAUUAAUCACGAGGGGUUUGUAUGAAUGACAGACCUGUAUACUGUACACACACACAUACAAACAAAGACUCAUAAACACACACACCAGCUCUUGUGGUCCCUGGUCUGUGGGAGUAUAUCUGUGGGCCUGAUCACACAGCAACAAUAGGGAGGCACCUGCUUCCUCAGCUGUGCAGGGAAGCUUUCUUCCUUUUAGGAAGCAGUUGGUAAUGGGAUCAGUGGGAGAGAUGGGAAGCGGCCUGUGAGGAUGGUGUUGAGGAGAGGAAGAGGAGGACAGCAUGAGAAAGACACAGGUAAAGGUGCAGGGCUGGCACUCUUGACUUUGUCUGGGAACCAGUCAUGAGACAUAUUCUGCUGCAGACAGACACACUUCUUCAUCCUUUCCUCUGAUAAAAUAGAGAUUUGUGGGCAGCUGAAGAUCUUGCCAUGAUAAAAACAGUCACAACUCUGGCUCUGAAGAUGUUCUUUACAGUUUAUUGCCGUUCAACUCUUUAAAAUACAUUACUAUUGUCAAGGACGAAGAGUUAUGAAAUAGUUUUCAUUGUUAAGGAUGACUGGUUCUUCUCUCUUUUGGCAAUCAGCUGACGAGGCUAUUGUCCUUUUAGUGUUGCAUAACAGGUUAUUUUGUCAUCAUAACAUCACCUUCUAGCCAGCAGUGCUGUUUAUCGCUGUGGGCUUUUGACAUACACGUCCCCUUAUGAGAAAGACCUUGCCUGCUAUACUUUGAUCACUGUUUUAAUGUACGCGUCAAUCAUUUUCUUUUGAUGAUCUGAUAAAACCAUCUCUGCGAAUCCAGUGAGAAUCUCAUGCUCUCGAGUCUCGUUUCUCCCUCCACCAUACUACUUGUUAUUGUCUGCCUGUUAUGAGCUACAACCCACUAAAAAGUGGAAGUGACCUUGUUGACUCGUAGGGAUGUGCUGCAUACAUCCUCUUAUAAAACACCACAUACUCACACGUUUGCAACACAACAGGCCAGCUCUACGUAAACAACUAGGCCUGUGAUGACACUCUGGAGUUGGGGCAUGUCUAUGAAAAUCCCAGUAUUUGCAUUUUCAAGCACCGGCUGCCUGAUGUUACUUUUUCAGAUGUAAUGUUUUAUUGCUGAAAUACAUUCAUAAAGUUUGAGUAAUGAAUAACAGUAGCCAAACUAUAUUUUGUCUAUGUUCAGUGUCUGAUAAUACAACCCUCAGGACUGUUACUAGGCCUACUGUUAGGUAUGUAUAAAACCAUUUUCACUCAGCUUACAUGAUAGCCACUACAUGUUAAAUUCUUAGACUUAAUUCAUGUAUUAGCCUACCUCUGCACGUCCUUAUUGAGCCCCAUCCUGGAUGCAGGGGUCAUCAUGAGUCUGACCUGGUAGUUCCUUCCACUCUCACCGGGCUCCUCUCCAGCUCUGUCCAACCCUCACAAUGGCCGGAGCCCCUCGGCUUAUGUGUCCAACACGGGCGGCUGCAAUCUCCCGCUUCCUGCCACUCGGCCUCGUCUUAGACACAAUAUAUCCCUUGGGAAGAGGGACUGCUGAGAAGAAAGGGGUCACACUGCCGCGUUUACAAAGGCUCAAUACCUGCUGGUUUUGUUUGUUUCCUAAUGGUAACGAUAGGAAGACGGAGUGAGGUGAGCUUCAAUCCCCUGCAUGGACUUCCUGGUCUCUUCUUCGGCGUUGGUUCGCCGGUCGAGUGUAGGAAAACCUGCGUGUGUUUCAACGGCUCUAUGAGCAGGUAUUAAUCGGUGAAAAUAGUUUAAUUUUGGAGUAUUAUGCUAGUCUUACACCCGUUUUCAUAAGCGCGUUUGUCCACGACGUUUUGGUCCCAACUCAUGAAUUUGUUUGUCUUUAACGAACUGGGUUUUAAAACAUUGUAGAAGGCGCGCGCAAUCUUCCUGGCUAGCAGUGCCUUAGUUCUUGGUAACAAACAGUUUUUAGCUAACAUGACAGAAGGUUUUUAAAAGUUGCUCCAUUAACUCUAACUUUAUAAAAAAUAUUUUUUUAGUAGACAGAGAGAUUGAAAUCAACAGCUAGUGUAACAGUAAUUGUGUAUUUGUACUAUCUAAGACAUGCGUAGUAGCUUUCUGUCGCCCUUAGGUAGACCGAUGGCAACAUAGACAUUUAUAAGAAAGGCUAGAUGACUCGAGGCGGAGCUACCGGCGUCCCUCGGCGGCCAUCUUACUCCAGUAUACCAUUCUGGUACACUCUAUGGUAGCUGACAGGAGGUGAGUAUUCUACAUGAUCAAAAAUACUCUUAACUCGCUGAAAUCUUGACAGAUUUACAAAUGGUUUUGUUUAUUGACCUCAAUAAACCGUGGCUAUGAGUCGGGAUGCUUGGACGUACUGAAAUGGCAGCUUUCAGACAUAAUCAACAUUAAUUAAGUUGCACAUGAUUUCCAAGCUGUUUGGUUUGUUAAAAACAUCUAAAAUGGCAACAUGAGGCAGAAAUUUAUGUUGAAAAUAAAUAUUUGUAUAUGUUAUUGCUAUAUGUUAUUAUAAUUAUCCCUGUCAUAAAAAUAUAACUAAUAUAACUUAAAAGGAAUGAUUGAAUGAAAUGAUUUAAUAUAACUGCUUUGUGUGUAUAGGCCCAUAGCUAAAUUGCUCUACCUAUCUGCUUAAUGUUUAUUUAUGAAAAUCCAUGGUUAAAAUUAUUCUCGAGUAUGCAGGAACAUAACCAAAACUCUGAGGUUUGUUACGAACCAAACCGUUCGAAAAUCAGUUUAAAAUUAAGCAAUCUAUGGUUAUUUAAAUGCUACAUGCACCCUAGACUGUAAUGGUAUGAGUGGGCGAGCGUCCCGUAGCAAGAUGGCUGCCAUGCGUGGACAUUGGUCUUCAUUGGCUAACAGCGUGCAUAAGCCAUCUAGCUUCAUAUAUAUAUAUAUAUAUAUAUAUAUAUAUAUAUAUAUAUAUAUAUGGAUAGCAGUAGCUAUGAGGGGCAGGUCUAAAGAGUGCAUACAAACAAGAUGGUAGUUGAUUUCCUUAAAUGUGCUGCUGGUUUUGAACUAUAGCUAAAACACUUUGGUAAUCUAAUGCAACUCAAUAAAACAGCUUCAAAUCCCAAUUCUACAAAACUUGGUUUCAGGAGGUGUAAGUGGUUUACUGGACUGCACUAAUUUUAAUUUGGUUCCCUUUUUGUUUUUUAAUGAAGUGCACAAAACAACAGGGAUCCUUGCAGCACACACAAGUAUUCCGACACUACCAUGCCCUCAGAAAAAAAGAAAGUAAAGUGGCAUGGCUGGCCGAAAGGGUAUAUAAACGAGAUGGUUGAUGAAGUUCAUAUGCCCUGAUGCAUACCUACAUUAAAAUACAUUCAGAUCUGAUGCUUAAUUAAACCAGCUGGUUGUGGUUGUAACAUAUUUAAAAGACAGAAUUUGAAAGUGACAGACCUGGAGGUAACAUUGAUUCCUUUAAAAUACUAAAAACUGACAAAUUAGCACGUUUUCAGAGCGUCAAUCUUGUGUGUCAGGUCUGUUGUUUGUUACAUAGGGUUAUUAGGUGAGUGGGUGUGUGAGUAAUUUGUUGACUCCAUAGACAUGAUGUCUCCAGUUAUUUCUAGCUUUCAUGCGAAAUGGGGAAUUUGUCAUAGCCUCUGGGGAAAUUUUGAGGAGAUGUAAUCAGACAAAACCAGUGUUUGAUGUCAUUGCCCUUUUCUGUCACUGUGCUGACUGAAAUGUUUUUAUUACUCUAUUUCACAAACUCUUAAGUUCAUGAAAAAUUUAACACUUGUUGGUAGGAUUUAUGUCAAUGGGAUUUUAAUCUUCUGAUGGCUACAUGUGCCACAAUAACAAAAAAUAUAAAAGGUUGAUCUAUGAAAAGUGUUGUUGUCCUCACUUAAGGAAACUUCAUGUUUUGCCCCCCUCCCUAAAGAAAAAUCUAUUCUAAGAUAAGGGAAGCUUUAGCUAUUUUGGCUUGCUACAAAGUGCAGUAUCAGCAAUAGUUUCACUUCUCCUUGACCCAUAUCUCAAUAAAUAAUCAGCAAAUGUUCUAAAAUUAAAUAUUGUUUUGGUGUUUAUGUAAAACAGAAAAUCAUCGUGUUCUCAUAAUAAAUCCAUUGCUUAAAACAAAACUUUACAGACUGAUGCAGUCAUUGGAUUUCAACAUUCAUGUCCUUGUCUACAUCUUAUCUAUUAUUUUAAUGUAACUCACUCAAUUAGAUGUUAAUUAAGGCUAGUGGUUAAUUUUUAAUGCUGUAAACCACCCUUUUCUAGACAGACAGAGGAUGAAAAUCCUAUUAAAAUUAUCUUUUUACUUCGUUCACUAAUAACAAAAGCUGAAAAUUGGCAAGCCGGCUCGGUCAGUGAGUUUUUUUUAAUAACUUAUUUUGACAAUUCUCAUCGGAAAGCAAGAGGGGUUGAGUAUGUUUCCAAAACAGGCACUAAAGUAACUUCAAAAUGUAUGUACUGAAAGUAUAAGGUUCAAAGGUGGCAACUGGAGUUGCUUGGUAAACAAAGGAAUGAAGUGUCUUCAAAUGAUCUCAAAUGUAAAAUCAUAUUUAUAUAUAUAUUUUAUAUUAUCAUCUCCUUCUUCUCAAUCCACUAGAUUUAGAUUAAGAAAUUAGAUCCUAUUUAGAUCUGUAAAUCAGAGGUGAAAUGGUUGAUUGGGGACAGCGACUGCUGAAGUAGAACAUCUCUUACAACACCAAAGAUCUUGAUAGGGCGAGGUUUCCCCUCCUAGCAGAGAUGAAGCAGUAAGACACAAUUUGUGCACAUGGUGUUGAUUACCAAAUGUUUCUUUCUGAGGGUAACUUUGUGACUGAGGGGUAUUUGUAUAAAGCAACAACCCCACAAAAAAACACUUGCAGAGCUACAUCGCUGUAGUUACCAUUAAAAAAGUGGUUGCUGACCAUAUAACACGUUUCAAGUUUGGGUUGCAGUCAUGGUUGACUUUUGGUUUCGGUUGGUUAGUGGCAGCUUUCAAACCGUGUCAUCAAACACCUGUCGCUUUAAAUGUUGUUUACUACCCAAAGAGGAUUAACAAAUUUGGCACUCAGCUCCUCUCAGUCUGCCAUGGGACGUCCCCCUGUAUUUUAUGAUGCAUGCGACGUCUGAUGAGAUGAUAAUAACAGAACUGAAACAUCUCGCCACACCUGAUUUAUCCUCAGAUGCUGCAUGAAAAACAGCCGAGUGUUUUGACAGACGGUUAGUAAAAGUAAAGCUCAGCACAUACCCUGUGAGUCAUGUGCUGACUGAUUUCAACGUUAAAUUAUACGGCUGCUUUUCUUUCACCCUAUCAGAAAUGUCAUAGCGUAGAAACGAUGGGCUUGUCUUGGUUGCCUUUUUUUGUUUCUAAUAAUGUUGAAGUUUUAUCAAACCUUCAGUUAAACCUACGUCAAAUGUUUAAAGAGACAUAACGGAUGUGAAGUUGGAGGUUGUUGUUUUUGUUCAUUACACAUAGAUCUUCACAACACAAAAACUGAUCUGGCUCUUGUCAGCCCACUCAGAAGGCGUCAUAAACUGGAAUUUGUCAGAUCAGGUGUCACAUCAUAAUUGUUGAAUUAUUAAAGCUACCAUGGCAACAGAAUAGCAAAACAAGUAACACUGCAUGUGUUUUCCUUACAUUUGAAUGUCCCUCUAUGGUUUAUGUAUCUUCUCAGACUGCUUUUCAUGCUUCAUGGGUGAUCCGCCUUCAUGCAAAACAGAUAUGAUAACAUACUGUUCAUAAAAAGAAAUGAGCAUACAUACGUGUAUGCAUGUCAAUAUUAUGGAACCACAAAAAGGAUUCCACAGAUAAGAUAGAUGGAACCGUAGUUAUGCGUUAUGCUGGGUUUUUUGAUAUCGCUCCGUCUCUUUUCCCUCCACAGAUCCUGAGUGGUAAAGAUGCAGCACACGUCGUGCACGGAGGACAGGAUCCAGCACGCUCUGGACAGGUGUCUGGACGGGCUGAGACAGAGUCCCACAGCUGCACAGCACUGGAACGGUAAGAACCAAGAAGCUUUGGAGGUGUUAAUGACAGCAAAUGAGAUUUAGGUGUUCUUACUUGAGUUUAACUAGUGGGUCUGGCAGUCAGUAUGAUUUAAGAGUAAAAAAAAUGAAGGUUAAAAAUCAAGUAAAAACCUUUGACCUGCUCUGUCUUCUCACUCACCGAGUACCGUACCAAAGCUGAAGCUUUUACUUUGCUGCAGUUUGAGAUCGCUACUUGUCUGUUUUCUUCAAUUAUAGUGAUGUCUCUCUCGCUCAAACAUGCCAGAUCAGCUGUAAACAGCCAAACUAAGAUCAACAAAGAGUUCAGAUUUCAUGUUUUUUACACACAGGGCGCCAAAACCCACAGUUAAAAAAAAGUUCCUUACAUUGUCUUUAAAGAAAACAGUAGAUAUCUGCCUCUAUAAAUUACACUGAGCAGUUAUCCCUUUGCUGAUACAGUCUUGUGUUUAUAAAGUGUGUGUAAUGUUCUCUCCUCUGCCAUUUUUGCAUUCGCUUCCUUUUCAAUACCAAAGGUCAUUGGCCUCAAUCUUUUGCCCCCUAGAUUAACUGAUGUCUUCCUCAAAAGCUUGUGGCAGAUAAAGACGAUCAAACCCUGAAACCUUCACUUCCUAGUUCACAGCAGCAGCUCUUCUCAGUAAUACAGACCCCAGUACGUGUGUAUUUGGAUGUGAUAACUGCCAUUUGCGGUGUUGUUAUGGUCAGAGAGCAGUUGUUUGUUCUCACCUUCACCACAUAUAGUUAGCAUGUGACAGUCGACUUGCAGGGUUCACGUACAAAGGCACGUUAAGCUUGUUGUUUACACUGUUGCUGUGAGAUCAUUAGAAGACAUGCUUUGGUGAUACAGGAAGCUGUGUGAACGUAGAGCCAGGAGGAAGUGGUGGCAGGGACCACGGUGGUUAAAAGUGGCAUUGUGAGGCUUGGGCUCUUGUGGUACGGAUGGAGUGUCAGAAUACGUCAGAUCAGCCUGACAAGCAUUCAAACAAAUGUGACUUUUGCGUCAGAGUUUGUGAUGUUGUGAGGAGCUUCCUUUUACAUUUCAUUUAUUUUUAAAUCUUUAUAACUCUGCUGUCACAAAAGCUCCGGAAACAUAAAAUUAUUGUCUAUAUUAUUAAAUAGAAGGUGAACUUUCACUCAUACCCAAGCAUCAAUACUCAUAAUGCAGCCAUACCUAAUUUGUCUCUCUCUAGUAGCAACACAUUUCCCUCCUGUAAAUCCUAAAUUUUUGACCUAAAAAUGAAUGUUUCCAGUUUGCAUUUAAAGAAUAGAAAAAAGGCGUUUUGGUCUCACUUCAUACAACCUAGAUAAUGGAUCAUUCCUCUUUUAGUUAGUCUGUGAUUGACAUUUUCUCCAAUCAACUCAUCAUGAUUGGAGAAAAUGAGAACUAACUGAGAGAGUAACUGUCUGGUUCUCCAUGAAAAAAUCAACCAAUCACAAAGACCUAUUUGGUCUGUGCGCUCAAACUUGAUGACAAAUGUUGCUUCUUAGUGCAGACUAAACUAAAAAAUUACUUCCAUCAUCCAAAAUACAAAAUAUCCAGAAGCUGUCGAGUAUCAUUACUGGUUCUUUGUUUUUUUACAAAAGCGCUGUGGGAUUCAUUUCUAUAUUAAUAUCGUUAUCCUUUGCGUGUUUUGGAAAAUAAGGUGAAAGCGUAUGUUAUCGCGCUUAUUUUUUUGGUACGUUCUAGUCUUUGGUUUCCACCUGCCAACCUACCUACCAACCUACAUUCUCCCUGCCUUCAUAGCUUGCUACCUACAUACCUGCUCUACCUCCCUUGGUAACAACUUUCUUACACACUAGGGCUGGACGAUUCUCACGUUUUAAUUUCAAUUACUUGGCUUUCCUUGAUUAUGAAAGAUGAUUGAGAAUGAGCGAUUACCAUGCUGCCUGGUGUGUUGUGCUUAUUUUGUUGUAUGUAAUAAAUAAAACACACACUCCUCUUACCCCAAAGCAGAGAAAUCCUUUCAGACAGCUCUCACCUUUACUUCAUUAGAUACACGUGCAAUAAAGUUCAGGAGCAUGAGGAAGUGCAGAUGCCGUAAAAGUUCAUUGUAGACUACCGUAUCCUCAACAUGUUGUGUUGUAGCAGUAAAAACAAUCAUGCAGUCAUCGAUGGAGAGAGGGGGAGCUAGAGAGAUACCUACAGGAGGUGGCAGGUGUGUGUGGAUGUGCGUGUUUGUGUAAAAAGAGCUGAAAGAUAGAAUGAGCACGAAAAGAGAGACUGGCGAAUAUGAGUAUGAAUGGGCAUGAAUAAACUAUAUAAGGCAGCAUUGUUCAUAUCUUCAUAAAAUGUAAGCUAAAGCUUCAACAAAAUGAACAUAAAUAAUGUUCUACAACACCCUUCUAUCCAGCUAUCUGUCUGACUACCUUUCUACAUCACCUCCUUCCUCCGUACUUAAUAUGUCAAUAUAUAUAAUAUAAGAUGGAUUUUUUUGUGCACUAAUCUUCGAUGGAUCCCAGACUGAUUAUACCUCCUCAAAAAAAGAAGAAAGAAAAACGAAUUGCAUUCUUAAAAUAAAAAUUUAAUACUUUGUUUUUAAAAAUUGUCAUAUUUUGAAUAAACUGGCAUUUAAGGGGUUAAUAUGACAAUAUUUUCACAAUUUAACCCCUGGCACAUUAAGAGGACAGGAGUUAAGGACCAAAAAAAAAAGGAAAAAGAAUCUUUUUCCAUUUAUUUUUUUAUGUAUAUCUAUAUGUCAACAGAUUCAUGGACAAAAGUGUCUGCUAAGCCACUAAUGUGAUUUUUUAAAGGGGGGCCUGAGGGUUAAGCUAACCUCUUACAUGGUUUGCCAACCACCGCAAUCCAUAUCUUUUCAUCAACCUUCUUCUUUCCUUAUUUUUAAGUCCAAGGUAACAAAAAAAGUCAUGUCAUAAAACUUACAGGCACUCAAAGAAGAUACUGAACUUGGUUGAAAGUAUUUAAUAAUGAUUUAUGUCUGUGUUUAUGUGACAUCUGUUCCUCUCUGGGUACGUAUCAAAUUUGUGCAUUACAGUAACCUAAAUCCACCUUUUUGUGUUUCAGUGCUGAUGUGCUCAGCAGGUCAGUCCAUGAACCGCUGGAGUCUGGAGGAGCUGGUGAAAAGGGACCCUGAGAACUUCCUCAUCCUCUUACAACAGAUCAUCAGAAAGACCAAAAAGGUGAGACCACAGAGGUCACAAGGGACACAUGUGAGCAUGGAGCCUCCCUCACACAUCGUAGGCCUAACUUGGCAAAACACCAGUUAUGAGAGGUGCCCACUUGGUACUGGCUGUUCCUGCCCAUAUGUAUCUUCAUGUUUAAGAUACAAGGGAUUUAACGGGUGGUGUAUGAGGUGAUGUAACUCAGAAGUACAGCAUAAACAUUGGGAUGAGGGUGUGAUGGUAUAGCAUGAGUACAGUGAGUGCUGUUUGAGCACUGUUUGGACAAAUUGUUCAUUCUGAUCACUGUCUGUCUUUAUCUAUGUGUGUUCAGGCUCAGGAGCAGUGUCAGUAUGAACUGGUGGCUCCCCUGGCGAUUAUGUUCUCUUCCACUCUGCUUCAGGUAGGAUUUCACACGACCCUCUCAGACAGGUCUAUCUCGCUCCUUAAAGAAACCACACGAGGAUACCUAAUGUGUGAUUUGGUUGCAGACGCCGUACUGUCCACCUGACACAGAGCUGUUGGAGGAAGCUAUUGCUGUGUUUCGCUGUUUCAUCACCUGGCCUGAACCGUACAGCAGCGUGUGCAGAAACCUCCUGUCCACUCUACAGCUGGAGAUCAAGGCUCCAGGUAAACACAGAUAAGUUCAUUUGGUUUGGGGCUUCUUUAUGCACAUAUGUACUCUCGUUAUCUGGUCUGCUUCGAGUUGCUGUCUUUGAAACUUUGUGAUUGGCUUCCCCCUAGUGUCAGGUUGGAGAAAUGCAUGUAGGAUGAUGCAACUUAAACCGUAUUACAAACAACAGUACCUGAAUCUGUCAGUCUGCAAUGACAGGAAGAUUAAAGACUUCAGCAUGAAUUUGAACUUUCUCCUAUUAAUGUAAAUUUGUUUGAAAGAGAAAGAAGCUUCAGCAUUUACAAAACUAAAAAGGAAAACUAUGGACACCCACACUGAAAUGAACAGGAAGAAGAAAGGAAGCGCUAAAAAUUCAACAACAGGCUGGAUGAAACAUUUAAAUUUGCUAAAUAAAAACUGUGUAUUGAUUUAAUUUUUCAUAUAUAUCACAAACAUGAAUUUGUUUGACAUUGUAAAGGUGCUCUGGGAUAUUUUUUAAAACAUUUUCUUUUACCCUGGGCCACUUUUGACCCAUAUUCAUAGGAAAACAGCCUGUAGUAGUAACGGUAACAAUAUUAUAAGAAGCUGCCUCACAAACAGAUAUGUCUGUGAUCUUUGAAGAACUCUUCCUGCCUGUGGGCAGCUCUCCAGCGACUGAAAGUGUCACUUUAUAUCCCAAAAAACACAGAGUUCUUGUCAAGUUGUAAAGUUAAAAACCAUCAACAGAAAACAUAAAAGGUUUCUCUUUUCUCCCUCUAAGGAAUUUCCUUUCAGAGGUUAGUAAGAGAGGAACAGGGUCUCAUCGCCUCCAGCCAGCACUCCAAGACCAUGUAAGUCCACAUUAUUGAAGACAUGUACUUUCUGCUAAACUGUAGAAAAUACCGUAUUUACUCCAGGUUUGUACAAUUUAGGAGUCAGUGUUUAAUGAAACCUCUUUGAUUCAUCAAAUCCCAUCUUUGUUUUCUCUCCCAUGACUAGCUCUAGUUGUACGUAGACAUUUGUUCUUCUAUGAGGACUAUUUUUUUUGGAGAGAGCACAUAAAACUUGUGUUUUUGCCUGAAAUGUUGAGUCUUCUGUUUUUUUCAGUUUAAGUGUGUAGGGGGUUACUUUUGCAAUCUUGUACCAUCUGCUUUCCUGUUAAAAAAGCAUUUUCCAGUCAUCAGAGGUGUAGGUAUCUGAUCUGACAAAAAACUGCUCUAGUACACAGCUUCACUUAAGUAUUGCACUGUGGAAAGCCCCUUUAUGUUCCCUUUUCCACAGUAACCAGCACUACUAUAACAUCCUGUUGCAUCUUCCUCUGAUAUGAGUUUGAGAACAUGUUCUCAUGUUAUAACUGACACCAUCUGUGCGCUUCCUGCAGGACCGUGCUUCUGAUGAAUCCAGGCGAGGUGCCGUCUGACUUUGUCUCAGUGGCCGAACAGCUCAGUAGCAUCCAGCACUCAGAGGGAGAAACCUACAUCACACUGAUCAAGCACGCCUUCCAAUCUACAUUGGGGACCAAGUACCCACUGCAAAGCAUCCAACAAGCCCUGCGGGUUUGUACUCAGAGCUGUGGUUCUGAUUCUUCAGAUUAUGGACCAGAAUUUCAAUUCAUAUUAUACAGUAUAUUUUUUUGAUUUGUGAUACAACUUUUGUGAGGUAUUUUGGAUUAAUUUGUUAUCUGAUUACAACACAAAAGAAAAAUAUGAAGCCAGAAUUUUGAGGAGGAAUUUUGUAAAAAAAAAAAAAAAAAAAAACAUACGUAAAAGAACAAAACUUUUAUAAUAUACUUUAUACUUUUUGCAGGAAAAGAAUGUGGAUGAACUUGGGGAGAUCUACUCCGUCAUAAGUAAUCUUUUAGAAACAGCUGCCGCCAUGAGUGACCCCCUGAAGGGACGCAGCCAUGUGAUCCAGGGACUUGAGCAGCUACGGGAGAGUAUGAGAAUCCCAGCAUCCAAUGGAAGGAAGUCUGACGGUAAAAAGAUGAGCGUCAUGGGGAUAUUCACACAUACAGAAUUAGGAUAUUUUAUUUUCUGAUGAGUAUUGUUCUGAUUUUCUCUUCUUUUUUUUUUUACAGGAAUGUUGCAAACUCUACCACUGCCUACAGCCAAGUGUUACAUGUUUCACUGGGAAAAUGACAAUUUUGGUAAAGUGCUCUACAAGAUUCUUCAUUGAUCAAUAUAUAGCAAAGUUAAGCAUUCUGCUAUAGGCUAAUAAAGAUGUUACUUAAAUGUUAAAGGGAUAUUCUGGCGUAAAUUUAAGUUAGGGUCAAACACACCGUGACAUCGAGUUAGACACCCCCUCGAGAGAUGACCAAAUACAACUCACCCACUCUCCUCCAGCAGCCCCUUGUUUGUGGGGGGAGCCCUGACGAGUCGAUCACCGAGUGCAGUGGAAAAUUUAUGAUUAUAACUUCAUGGAAAUGCAACCAGUAAUAAUGAAGUAAUAAUCAUAAAUGUUCUUCCCUGAGCUGCGAAACUCCACUACACUCGGUGAUCGACUUGUCAGGGUUCCCCCACAAACAAGCGGCUGCUGGAGGAGAGUGAGUGAGUUGUGUUUGGUCUCUUUGCUAAAGAAACCAGGCAAACUAAAUGAUGUUUGAUGGCUAGUACAAUGGCUGGGACCGUAUAUGUACUGUUGAUGAAGUUAGGUGCUGUUCUGAACAUUAAUUGUGGCUAUAGAGUGGCUUUUUGGUUGAGGUUUGCCCGUGGAGAUUUAGACCACUGUCUAUUGCUUUUAUGCAGUCGUUACUAAAGUUGGUAUAACUAGAGAAGUAAGCAGUCGGCAACAUUCAUCUGUCGAGGGGGUGUCUAACUCAGUGUUACGGUGUGUUUGACCAUGACUUAUAUUUACUCCGGAAUAUCCCUUUAAUACAAGCCCACAUAGUAAAGUUUUGUUGAAGCUAAGCUGUGAAAAAAUUGACGAUCAUCGCAGUUUUACUUGUUUUAUGACGGUGACAGUAGAGUAUCAUCUGCAUGCACUUAGAGUUUAUGGGCUUUGUAACUGGACUUGGAUCAAGGGGCAUUUCGCCUCUUUGGUUCAUCUGUGAAGGUGUCUUUAAACUAAGAAACAAAAUCUUCAAAGUCUCUGAGAAGUCCAGUCGUCUUUUGGAUGAAACUGUGAUUAGAUCGUGACAUCUGGUUGAUAUUUGUCCAUUUGGAUUCCUGCAGAUGUUCUCAACACCCUUUUGGAGCAUGACUUGGAUGACCUCCCCACCAACGGUCAUGCUGAGGAUGAAGAGGUGGUCAUCAGUGACAUUGAGGAUCUGAUGGGGAUUGGAGAAGAAGAGGAUGACGAAGACAAAGAAACAGAGGUGCAUGGGGUAAAAUUGCCUUUAAUGUCUACGCAUCGUGCCUCCACCAUCUCCUCCCUGUCCACUGCCUCCAAAGACUCUAUGUUCUCCACUUUAUCUGUGACCUCAGGGUCCUAUGCUCCGUCAAUCUUCUCCAUCACGUCUGGAAUGGAUAGUGACUUCUUUGACGAUUUUGAUGACUCUCCAAUCUCUGGAAAAUGUUCACCUAAGUCUGCUAAUAAAGCUUCUGCCCGGUUCAGCCAGCAUUUUUACCGGCUCUUCAUCAAACCUAAAGGGUCUCGGGCACUGAUCCGGGCUAAAAGCUUAGGAAACACAGAAUCAAAGGACCUUUUAUUGGUACGAGAUAGGCGCUCAAACUCUCUACCCCAGCAAGUGAAGUUACGGAAUCCUGAGCCUUUGCAACAGCCGCCAAAUCAGACUCUCAAACAUGUCUGCUUCCGGAGGAGGCCGAUUCUCAGCAGCGAUGAGGACAUCAAGAGCACUACUCUGAGAGUGGUGGUGUUCGGUGCUGAUCACGUUGUGGGGAAGGUGGCUCGGGCUUACAACAGUCUGAGGAGGAAGGAGAGUGAAUGUCCCCUUCUCAGCAGGGCCUUCAAGCUUCGCUUCUACUUUAUGCCUGUGAGGAGGAACUCUGCUGCAGGGCUGGGGAGUCUGAGGUCUCUGAGUCCUCUGGUCCAAACUGGAACUCCAAAGGGAGCAACCCUGUCAAAUGUAAGCAGAAGUUUGUUUACAGAGUCAAAUAUACUGAUAUUUGCGUGGCUACAGCGAAAGAGCACAAAACAUGCAUGCAAAAAUAUGUAAAUGAGAACCUCUUAUAACUGUUCCUUUUGGCAGGGUCUUGCCCACUCCAGCACAGGGGACAGCACUCAUGACAUUGCCAAUCUCUUGGGCAUGUUGGACCCUUGGUAUGAGAGAAACACCCUCAACUUGCUUAAUUUGCCCACCAAUGUCGUCUGCCAGGUACGGCUGGAAUGAAACUUCUAUUCUUGUCUUCUGGUCCACUAAUACUGAAAGUUUUGUCUUAAAAAUAGAUAAAGCUUGGAGUAUCACUGACUUAUGACACUGUCUGAUGUUAUUUAAAGGCUACAUCUGUUUAAAUAAUUGUACCAAUGGUAAAAAUGUUUUGUAUCACCCUGCAGCAAACCUCAAAGACGGAGUCAGAAUCAUACAAUAGUUCGUAUGAGCAGCGUCUGCCCAUCUUGGCAGAUUUGGUUCUGUACUACUGCCGCUAUGCCACCAGGCCAGCUCUGAUCCAACUCUACCAGGCUGAAGUGAGACACAAAUACACAGCACACUUAGUGAAAGCUUCAUUAUUCAGGUUAUUUUCACCCAAAAUGAAGUUGCUGAUUGAAGAUCUCUUGUUUUCCAGUUGACGUUAGCUUGUGGAGAGAAGAGGACUGAGGUGUUUGUCCACUCCCUGGAGCUCGGUCACACUGCAGGAACACGAGCCAUCAAGGCCAUGGGUGAGUGUGACUCAUCCUACAUCCCAAAAACAUGUAUCCAAGCAACCACAACACACACACACACACUAUACACACACCCACACACAAAUAACAUCCUCUGCAUGUUCUCUUUUAAAUGCAUCAUCAUCAUCACCAGUGUUUUUGAGGUUGAGUCUAGACCAAUUCAUGGAAGAGGAACAUCUGCUAUUUCAAUGUUUCCAUUCAGUCUACUUCUACUUUUUGAGUUUCACUCAUCACGACUUGCGUUGCACUUCUGAUUUUUCAUUUCCUGUGUGAAGUCAAAAUUCAGGGGAAAUUUAAUGUCUGAUAUCUGUUGUUAGCAUAUGGAUGACUUUUUUUUAUCCUACUACCAAACAAUAUGUUUUACACUAAAGUCAGUUUGUAAAACUUGUGUAAGACAAGUUAGGUUUGAAAUAAACAGUUUGACUGAUAAAUGUUUGUGUGUGUUAAUCUCCCUUCUCACAGGUGCUGCCAGCAAACGAUUUGGCAUUGAUGGUGACAGAGAGGCAGUGCCACUAAUGUUGGAGAUGCUGUACAGCAGGGUAAGACUCUUUGAUGCUACUCACAGUUUUAAAAAAAGAGAGUAGAUUUUUAAGUCCAGUCAACAGAAAUACCUCUUAUACAGACAUCCCAUCACCAGUAUAAAAACAUCCCACUAUCUUUCCUGCUCACUCUAUUUCACUUGGUUUUGAUUACGAUAACUCCUUCUCCCACAGACAUGACACAAAACAGCAAUGACCAUGUCCCAGUGGUACAUGACAGCCCUACUAAAGACUAAUCCAACAAGCUACCAUGAACUAACAAUUGCCUAAAAAAUCUGCUUGUUUAAUGGAAGCUCCACCGAGAAGUGUUCAGUUUUUCUGCUUUAACCUUUGCUCUCCAUGUAUGUUACAUAAGUUCAGACAAAAACGGACAAUUUUAACUGGUUUUAAAGCCUUUACUUCAUGAGGAGUAAUCUAUGUCUAAUAUAAUAACUUUAAAUGAUGUUAGGAUCAUCUGAUCGAGGUAACUUCAUCAGCAGCCGUCUAAAAGUUGUAAUCCAGCCACCCAUACUGCUGUCACAGUCAGCAGUAGAUGCUUAAAUUGCUUCAACAGUAUCGGCCCUGGAGCAAGAUUGCACCAUACACAAAUUUCUCACCAGAUUCAUCUACAGUGCUGAUGACCAACAAUGACAAACAAUAACAAACAAUGUUUCCUCCUUUUGUGUUUAUUGUUUUAUUUCCUUCAGUAGUCCAGCAGUAGCUACGUUUUUUUACGUUUUUCCCCUCAACCAAUAUGUUGGACUUUUUUUAAAAGUCAGCAACAACAUUAUCUUGCUGCGUCUUUUUAUCCAGGUGGUGAUCAGUGGGAGAAGCCAGUGGAAGAAAGACACCAAAGUCUGCACAUCAGUGAACUUGAUCAAAGCAUGCAAGAACCCUGAGGAACUAGGUACACUGGCAAACACAGAAUCCAGCUGCUCAGUAUUAACCCUACCAAAAAAAAAAAAAAAAAAAGAGUGAAACUGAUUGAUGAACUAUGGAAGUGUAUUGCAUUCACCAAAAAAAAGCUCUGUUUUUCAGUGUAAUCUUUUUUUGUUCUUUUCUUCGGACUAAUUUUUUUUUUCUGUUUUUAAAAGUAAUUUUUUGUUUGUUUGUUUUGUUUUUAAGACUAAUUGAUUUUCCUAUUGGGAUCAUGUUUAGUUUGAUCAAGUUUGACUUUCUUUUGGGUUUGAGUCACUGGGAGAUCCUCCUUUCUUUCAGUCAGAUAGAUGAAAUUGUUAUAAGUUUGUCUACUUUGCGCAGACACCUCAGGAUUUGCAUACCCUAUGUUUACCUAAUAACAUGCUUUACUCUCAUUGACUAUGUCGUCGCAGUUAUCUAGGAGCUGAAGAAUCUGCUGAUUUGGAGCAGCCACGGUGGUUAACGUUAUCUGAAGUAUCUCGCUGAGUUAGGGGAAAAAAAUAGUCAGAAAAACAGAAAGAUGAAAAAAAACAAGAGUAUGAAAGACAAAAUAAAAAUUUGUCUGAAAAACAGAAAGAGGGGAAGAAAAUAUUACUACAAAAAAAACAGAAGAAAAAAAUAGUCAGAAAAACAGAAAGAAGAAAAAAUUUAGUUUGAACAACAGCAAAGAAAAAAAUUGCUCAACAAAACAGUCUCCUUUUUUCGUAAGUGAAUGCAAUACGCUUCCACAGUGAACUGAUUAAACUGUUUUUUAAAAAAAAUACAUAGUCACUGUUGUUUAAGCUUUAUGUAAAUGACAGUUUCAUUUUCAAUGUCUUCUUGUAAUGCAUAUUUGAGGCCAUGGUGAAGAAAUACAUAUUCUUAAUUUCACUAAAAUUAUCUCCAUUAGACUCCAAGAUGGAAUAUCUGCUUCUCACAAUGACUGAGGUCCUGAAAAGACAGAGCGGCAAAAGCAAGAAGAGCUACAACCAGGUGAGUUCAACGUGACAAAACCUGUGGCGGUGACUUGUGGUUAAAAAUGCAGCAGCAGCACACUCACUCAAACCACUCUGCAAAUGCAUUUACAGUUUGAGACAGAGACCUCAAAGUGCUCUUGAUAGCAUCUUCUAUUCAACUGAAUCUCAAAUAGAGUGUAGUGAAAACAAAGUUUCUCUCGCAGGCGUCUAAAUAGGACAACAAGCCACAACACAGACAAGACUCACGCGUGUUUGCAGGUGUUUUGCCUUUGAUAAACUUUACUCAACGCUGCAGCUUAAUCUCUAGAUUUGAAGCUUUAAUCUGAGAUAGUCAUUACACCCUCAAUCAGAUUGUGGAGCAAACAAUGGUUUAUAACCUCAAGGCUCUCUUCUCAGCCUCUUCAGGCAAAUGUGAAAAACGAAAUGUGCAAAUAAAUAUUUGCCCCACAUUCAGAUUUCUAAUGUAUCAUCUUUCCUCUCUUUUUCCCCACUGUAGCAGCUGAGUGUGACUGAAUUGAAGGUGGACAAGGUCCAGAUCAGUGGUGCAGGAGAAACAACUUUUGCUGUUUGUCUCGACCAGGAUGAGAAGAAAAUAUUGCAGAGUGUCACCAGGUGUGAAGUUUAAAUGAGUUAACACACACACCCACAUAAACAUAUGCGUGUUGAUUGCCAACUGGUGUUAUAAAGAAUUUUACUACCUUGUCAAAAAAUGCAAAUCAUGAGGUGGAGACACGACUCCACAAAGAAAUCUGAGCUUUGUAAACAUCAAAUUUGGUUUUUCACCACAAUUUUCGUGAUCAGCAUGCUAAUUAUAAUUUACAUUGUCCUCUCAAUGUAGUCAUAAAAAUUACAGUCAAGGAAACUUUUUGUUGACAAAACAAACACUAAAUUUAAACCUUCUCUAAAUUGAGAGAUCAAAUAAUCCCCGGGGGAAAGACAAGAUUUCAGUAUUGGAAGUGUUUCUGUUGGGUUUGUUGUCACACUUGUAUUGACUUGUAGUUAGUAGUGACUGAUGGGGCUGAUAGGGCUUUGGCUUGAACGGGUUAAAGUUAUUUUUCAACCGUCAAACAGUCCCUUGAAGUAGUGCGACUUAAAAUGUCAGUGCAAUGACGAAUUUUCAUGCUACUGUGGUUUAAAACUGGAUAAAGUCCCUACAAAGAUAGCAAUAUGAGUCACAUAAACAGUACCAAGAAAACGGUGCAGAAAUAAACAGCGUUUCCAAAGAUGCGCUACAACGAUUCUUUUGUGAUGAUACUUCCUCUGAACAAGUCCGCAUUUUCACCAACUUUCAGAAGUUUAAUGACACAAAUAGGUAAAUAUUUUUCUAAACGGUUCACCAGAUAAGCUUGAACCUGUUUUUUUAUUCUCAUCUGCAUCCUCUCCACAACCCACUUCCUCUCUGAGAGCUUACAGUAAUAGAGAGAAAGAUUAAAACUCUUACAGCAUUCGCUUACAACCCACAAAGUCUCCAAGUGUUGUACUUGAAUUAACCCGUGUGUUUCCUUCUAUCCCUCACAGAUGUGACAUAUCAGUGUGCUGCAAACCUGACAGCUCCACUGACUGGAGGUUAAGGGAAUCCCUGCCCUCUGCACAAAUCCAACCUCUGCACCCCACUUUCUGCUCCCUCCUAUGCCUGCCUAUUGUUACUUUCAGUGGGGCCCUCCCCUGAAACUGCUGACCGCAGGGUGGUUUGCUGAAAAGAAAAGAUCUCUGCACUGAAAUAAACACGCUGUAAGAAUCAGGCAGUGAUUUCAGACGGAGGUGGUUGAAUUUAAAGGAUAGCAGCCUCAGCGGGGUGGUGCUGUGAGAAUUAGUAAAAGCACUGAUCAGGAAACUGUGUCCCUAACUAGCUUGAAAACUUUAAUACAAAUAUAUGCAAAGGAACCUGUGAAACAGAGAAUAAAUAGAGAAUAAGUAGUUUGAAUGAUGCUCAGGUAUUUGCACUGUAAAGAAAACUGCUCAGGUUUCCAUCCAGAGUUUCCAUCCAGCAUGAAGAGGAGUGACCAAACCCACAGUAGCUCGGGAAUACCGUUUGGUCAAACAGGGUGAAUGCACACUACCAGAUUCUAGGUGAGAGGGCAGCUAAUGAGCCAGGGUGCUACCGAGGACUUAUCUCUGAAAAUGUCAACUCUAUCCUGGAGUCAGAGGUGAAGAACUUUUCAUCCUGCGUAACAUGGAGCAACAUACAGACACUUCCCUUUUUCUGAGCGUACUGAACCAUGUAAAGCCUCAGCUGGGGGUGGAUACUGAACUUAAGGACUCUGUCUACAACUGGACACUUUCACUGUGUGUAAAUUUUGUGUUUGUAAAAUAUUAACUGUAUGAAAUAAUGAAUAUCACAUCUUUGUUAUGUCUUUGUUUAAUCUGUGAUUACGUUCCUCCUAAGGAGUUACUAUGGAGUCACUGUUGAACUGGUGUUUAAAUGUAGCCAGCAGGGGGCUCUGUUGAUCUUUUUUUACUUCUGUUGAAGUAUAGAUAACUAACAUACAGUGAUGUUAGUGUAAGUGCAGUUGAGUCUCAGUCUAAUGCAAUGGACCUUGUAGUUGAUGACAGCACCUGCACUUGCAAAUGUAUAACCUUUAAAGAUAGAACUUAUAGAUUUGUGAUUUUGGUGCUAAAUCAUCUGAAUGCACACAACUCUUUAUAGUCCAUAUAAUAUAAUUCAUCACUCCUUUCAUACUGUAAACUAGGAUAUGUAAAAAAAAAAGCACUGUACAGAAAUAGUCCUGUGGAACUGAAGCACUUGAUAAUUAGAUCAAGAAAAUGAGGUACUGAGGUUUGCCAUGCAUCACUGCCCUCUCCUGACAUGUCUGUUUUGAAUGUGUGUUUUUUUAUCCCUGUGUGUGUACAUUUCGGUUGCAAUAUUGUUCUUAUGUGUAUCAAAGGGAGAGUGAUGUAAAGCAAUGGAAACAUGUUGAAUAUUAUUUUCAUUAAAUAUCUCUUCAACUUGA